CUCGCAUUUCAGAGGAGAGUGGGGGAGAGAGAAAAGGAAGAAAGGAACGGACCGGCGAAAUCUCCGACCAAAGAAUUCGGUUAGAAAGCGCGGAACCCUUUCUUGAUAUCCUCAGUAUGAAGGGAUCUGAGAUGCCGGAAACAUGAGCCGGCAGGCAGCACUCAAACGCUGUGCAAGAUCGCUAUCAGAGGAGAUCCAGGAAGCUAGAGGCACUGCCAGAACAAAUCCCGCUCGCCGAGCGGUGAUUUACUAGGGUUCCGGUCAGCAAUGGGCUCGGUGCAAUCCAAUCCCAAACCCGACGACGACGAGGACGAGGAAGAUGAAGAAGAAGGAGAAGAGGAAGGGCUUAUGCGGAGAGAAUCCCGUCCGAACAGCAUCGACGCAUCGGAGAAGAAGCUUCUGGAACAGGAGCCCGAGGUUCUUCCCUGCCACCCUUCGGCCUCUCCGCUCUCCCCACAAUUGUCGUCCCUUGGGACACCCUACCUCGGGCCCUCCAUCAAGGUCUGGGAUCCGUGCCACGUCCUCUACCCGACGCGACCGUCGGACGGUCAAUCGUUACCGGCGUUUCGCCGCUACGAUUCCUUCGACGACGCUGCGCCGGCGUCUGGGUUCAGCGAAGAUUCCCGAAUGGAAGUGUACCUGAUCAGCCACGGAGAAUGCGGCGUUAGCGUCAGGCCAGAUUUGGUCGGGGGGCGGUGGCCGACAGCGGGUCUUACUGCUGACGGGAAACGGCAAGCCAGGGCCCUCGCUGUGUUCCUCAACUCCCAGGGCGUGAGGUUCAAUGUCGUGUACUGCUCGCCCCUCGAACGUGCCCGGCAGACUGCGGCUUCUGUUUGUCAGGAACUUCACUUUGUGGAGGAACAAAUUCAACCCUCUGAUGCCUUAACUGAGAUGAGUCAGGGCCAGUGGGAAGGUUGCCCCCGUUCAGAAAUAUAUACUCCUGACAUGGUCAAUCUGAUCGAAAGAUUGCAGCCUGAUUUCUCUCCACCAUUUGGAGAAUCCCUUAGACAUGUAGAGUUCCGUAUGAUUGAAUUUCUUAAUAGCAUGGUUGUUAAAACAUUCCAGAAGGCUAGAUCAGAUUCCAGUCAGAAUUUGCAUAUGCAAGGCCACCACCAUCAUGAAAGGGAUGGGAACUCCUCCCUUCAAUGGGAAUUAUUCCACAGGAACAGGCAAAGUUUGCGAAAGAAGUCUUCUGGUAAGAGCAGGCUGCAGUUUGUGACAAUGAGUGACAUGGAAGCGGACGACGAUUCACCUCGAGAAGUCAGCAUCAGGCAAGUUCAUGAUGUGGAUGCAAAGUCUCCCUUCUGUGUCGGUGUUUUCACCCAUGCGUUGCCAAUAAGGUGUCUGCUCACGGGUCUUCUUGGGUGCAGUCCACUAAUGGCUCAAAAAAUUUGUAUAGAUGAUUCUUCCAUGACAGUUUUGGAGCAUUCAUUGAGAACCGGUUGGCAGAUAAGAAGGUGGAACGACACUUCUCAUCUCAGGCUUCUCUAGUCUGGAAACACGGCCCAGCUUCUGCUGCUUUCUUUCAUUCUCUCUCUCCCUGUUUUGUGAUUUCUUUUGUUGGGCAUGUUAUAUGGGCAUGCCGAUCUUGUAACAUGCUGUUUCAUUGUUUAUGUUAUUGGGUAUUAUUCA
Nymphaea colorata (pocket water lily) is the source of this 1632-nucleotide messenger RNA. RefSeq lists its product as uncharacterized. The transcript has 2 exons. Lineage: Eukaryota; Viridiplantae; Streptophyta; Magnoliopsida; Nymphaeales; Nymphaeaceae. The record is from RefSeq and is a predicted model, not a curated record. Bases 268 to 1491 code for a protein of 407 amino acids.